Molecule: messenger RNA, 303 nt
Organism: Didymodactylos carnosus
Lineage: Eukaryota; Metazoa; Rotifera; Eurotatoria; Philodinida; Philodinidae
Source: the annotation of a GenBank genome assembly
AUGAUCUUUAUUGAAAAAGUAACUGGUAAGACAGAGGUAAAAGCAUGUUACAAAUGUAAAGGCGCUGACAAUUGUGACCCAAACAAAUUGAAAGGUCAAGAAAUACGGACAUCCGGUGCAUUUGGUGGAAAAAAUCUCUAUUGUUAUUCGAAAUUUGAUCCUAAAACUGGGAAAGUCGUCGCUCGUGGUGGUUUUGGAUUUGGUGAAAUAUUGGAUAAAAAUUUAAAAUGUGAUUCAAAAUUUUAUUUAUGUUGUUAUGAAAAUCUUUGCAACACUCAAACAGCUGGAUAUUGUGCUGCAUAA